AUUAUACAAAAUGACCUCACUGCAUCUCCAGGCCACAAACUACUUGCCAUUACAAGCCUUGGAAUCAUGCUCAAACAUGGCUGAGUUGAAGCAAUUCCACUCCCAGAUCAUCAAACUUGGACUCUCAGCUGAUAAUUAUGUCAUGGGCAGAGUUGUUAAGUUUUGUUCAGUCUCAAAAAUGGACAAUUUGAGAUAUGCCCUCAAAGUGUUUGAUACGAUUCCCAACCCAGAUGCAUUUAUUUAUAAUACUAUAAUGAGGGGUUAUCGGCAACGCAAUUUGCCCAGAAAUUGCAUUCUUGUGUAUUCUGAAAUGUUGCAAGAAUUUGUUUUGCCUAAUAAUUUCACUUUCCCUUGUGUUUUGGGAGCAUGUUCUGAUGAUUAUGCUAUUGAAGAAGGGAAACAAAUCCAUGCCCACGUUUUGAAGUUAGGAUUUGGUUUACAUGGAUUCACUCAGAACAGUUUGAUACAUAUGUAUGUGAAUUUUGAAUCUUUGGAGGAAGCUAAGAGGGUAUUUGACAAGAUGCUAAAGAGGGAUGUUGUUUCUUGGACAAGUUUGAUAAAUGGUUUUGCUAAGUGGGGUUUUGUUGAUAAGGCUCUGAAAGUUUUUGAGUUGAUGCCUAAAGAGAGGAAUUCUAUUGUUUGGAAUGCUAUUAUUGCUGCUUAUGUCCACAGCAACCGUUUUCAUGAAGCGUUUUCCUUGUUUGAAAGGAUGAAAGAGGUAGAUGUGGUUUUGGAUAAGUAUGUCGCGGCUAGUAUGUUAUCAGCCUGUACAGGGUUAGGGUCGUUGGAGCAGGGGAAAUGGAUACAUUGUUACAUUGAGAAGAAUGGAAUUGAAUUGGACUCGAAACUCGCCACAUCAAUAAUUGACAUGUACUGUAAAUGCGGGUACUUGGAGAAGGCUUUUCAAGUUUUUAAUGGGUUACAUUAUAGAGGAAUUUCUUCAUGGAAUUGUAUGAUUGGAGGGUUAGCAAUGCAUGGGAAAGGAAACGCUGCCAUUGAACUUUUCAAGGAGAUGGAGAGGAAGAUGGUUCCUCCUGAUAAUAUCACAUUUGUCAAUCUCCUUACUGCUUGUGCUCAUUCCCGUUUGGUUGAAGAGGGGCGCUAUUACUUCCACUACAUGACUGAAGCUCAUGGAAUCGAACCCAGAAUAGAACAUUACGGAUGCAUGGUUGAUUUACUUGGAAGAGCUGGAAUGUUGGAGGAAGCAAGAAAGCUUACAGAUGAGAUGCCCAUGAAUCCUGAUGAAAGUGUAUUGGGAGCUCUUCUUGGAGCUUGUAGAAUCCACAAAAACAUGGAAUUGGGAGAGCAAAUAGGGAAGAGAUUGAUCAAUCUAGACCCUAAAAAUAGUGGGCGAUACGUGUUGUUAGCUAAUAUAUAUGCUAAUGCAGGCAGAUGGGAAGAUGUUGCCAACAUGAGAAAAUUGAUGAAUGACAGAGGAGUGAAGAAAACUCCAGGCUUUUCUGUCAUUGAAUUGGAGGGCGUCGUAAAUGAAUUUACUGCAGGAGGAAGGGCUCAUCCUGAAGCUAAAGAAAUAUAUGCCAAAGUUGAUGAGAUGUUAGAAAGUAUAAGACCAUUCGGCUAUGUGCCUGACACUGAAGGAGUGUUACAUGAGCUUGAAGAGGAGGAAACUGAGAACCCCUUAAAUCACCAUAGCGAGAAACUUGCAAUGGCCUUGGGGCUAUUGAAAACAAAGCCAGGAGAAACUCUCCGAAUCUCGAAGAACUUGAGGGUGUGUAAAGACUGUCACCAAGCAAGUAAGCUUAUCUCAAAGGUGUAUAAACGCGAAAUCAUUGUAAGAGAUAGGAACAGGUUUCACCAUUUCAAAAUGGGUGAGUGUUCUUGUGAAGAUUGUUGGUGAUCCAUUAUAGGGAUCUUGUUUGUAUAUCUUGUGAAAGAGAGUCUAUGCAUUCACAAAUGUUCAUAAGACUCAGACAUCAGAUUUGCUAAUUAGUUUGCUUGUAAAGUGGCACCCUGUUUUGGUCACAUAACCCAUCCAC
Pistacia vera is the source of this 1997-nucleotide messenger RNA. Its product is annotated as pentatricopeptide repeat-containing protein At5g66520-like. The transcript has a single exon. Gene Ontology annotation, biological process: RNA modification. The coding region runs from base 11 to 1858 and encodes 615 amino acids. Gene Ontology annotation, molecular function: protein binding; RNA binding; zinc ion binding. NCBI's taxonomy places the organism in Eukaryota, Viridiplantae, Streptophyta, Magnoliopsida, Sapindales, Anacardiaceae. The record is from RefSeq and is a predicted model, not a curated record.